This is a messenger RNA of Fusarium keratoplasticum, 1959 nucleotides long. RefSeq names its product Zn(2)-C6 fungal-type domain-containing protein. Gene Ontology annotation, biological process: DNA-templated transcription; regulation of DNA-templated transcription. The coding region runs from base 1 to 1959 and encodes 652 amino acids. The record is from RefSeq and is a predicted model, not a curated record. Lineage: Eukaryota; Fungi; Ascomycota; Sordariomycetes; Hypocreales; Nectriaceae. The transcript is spliced from 6 exons. Gene Ontology annotation, molecular function: DNA binding; zinc ion binding; DNA-binding transcription factor activity, RNA polymerase II-specific.
AUGCUUAGACCCAAGGGACGCAAUAUUACGGCAUGCUAUGACUGUCAUCGUCAAAAGGUCAAAUGUAGUGGAGAGCAGCCGUGUCAGCGAUGCGCCGCCAGACAAAAGCCUUGUCUCUAUCCAAAGCAGGAUACAAUUAUCCCCGUUCCGGAGAGCUACCUGCAGCGCAUAGAUCGUUCUCUGAAUGAGUUGACAGAAGCCAUCCGGAACCAUUCGCUUGAUGCCGGUGGCAAAUCAGCAGAUGCAUCUCGCAGCCAGACCAAUCUGCAAUUCGAGGGGCGGCAAGCACGUCCUGUGGUUGACUCGAUGAUUGGGAACUCUACUUCUGAAGCGUUUGUCCUCAAACUGAGGGAGACGGGGAGCUUUGCUCGUCAAUCCGAGGACGCCUUUGAGGCCGGGCCGCGUUUAGAUCACUCGAGUCCUCAGACUCUACAAGGCCAUGCGAGGAUGAGAUUCGAUACCUUUCUUCCCAACAUAACAUUUCAGCUUCCCCCAUACUCUUAUGCUACGCAACUAAUGACGAGAGCAGAACAAGAGUUUGGUGACUAUCAUACCUUUCUCCGAAAAUCGUUUUGGAAGCGAUUUCAUGCGACAUACAGAGGUGACGAAUGUGAGGCUAACGACAGGAACUGGUUGUGUCGCUUGUCCCUUGUUCUGGCCCUUGCCGAAGCCAACACGACGACAAGGCGACCUAUCCAGGUCACUGCAGAUGACGGGGUCGUCGAGGCUUUCCCUACCGCCGGUGUCACAGCAUUGGAACAGGAAACAGCCCCGAUCUUGUCUGCAGGGGUUGAGCUUUUUGAGCAAGGCCUCGUGUUGCUAAAGGUGGCUUAUGAAGAACCCACUGUUGAUGACGUCGAGGCUCUCAACUUGGCUUCUCAUUGCUCCCACAUCCUCAACCGCCGCAUGUCAGCCUAUUCAUAUGCAGGGCAGAGCAUCCGAAUCGCCCAUUGCUUGGGCCUAGACCGCCCGGCGCCAGCGUCCUUAUCCAAUCUCGAACGUGAGCACAGAAAGCGGGUUUGGUGGACCGCCUUCUGCGUGGACCGCGCCAUUAGCACGGAGCUUGGCCUGCGUCCGGCCUAUGUCGGCGUGGGCGAGGAUUUAGACUAUCCGAGUUCAAGCGGGUUAACUACAGAAGAAAAGGAAGAGUUUUACGAUCCGGAUCUGCUUACGGCACAGAUCAAGUUAUGCGAGAUCAAAUGUGCCGUGGUCGACACGGUCAGCCAGUUAAAGAGUAAAGAUAUUGCUGGACCGUACCAAGUUCUGGGGCAAUGUCUGCAAAGGUUGGAUCGAUGUGGGAGAGAAAUGCCUGAAAAGGUGUUUGCUGGGUCAGACUCAACGCCGGAGCGCCGUAUAUGCGCGUCCAUCGCGCUGCGCUUUCAUCAGUGCUACAUCUUGCUUCUUCGACCUGUUCUUCUCUAUCAGUUUACGUUCCUGCUUCGGACAGAAGCCGUCACCACCCUCUCAGAUGAGCUUUGUACAGUUAACAACAUUUGUCUUCAUGCGGCGCGGAGCAAUGCUUUCAUCAUGCUCGAGAAUGCGCAGUCGGGAAACCUAGUAAACUAUGGCUAUUGGGACUCGGCGCACCUAUUCUCGUGUCUUUCCGUCCUCGCUAUCGCUGGCCCCAUGCUGAGCAAACACCCCAACGCUUUUCAAUGUAGCGAGGAUGACAUUGCACGCGAUGCAAUUACCUACCGAAAGGCUCGCAAUGUCUUGGUGUACAUGGCGCGAGCUGGGAACUUGGCUUCAAAGCGUCACCUCGGUAUGCUCGAGGAGGUGGAGAGAGAUGGAAUCGCUCUAUCAGCACAACCAAACCCGGCGCCACGUACCUGGAAUGACACGACUGCAGCUUCAGAAACGAGGAAUAUGGAGGUCGACCUGGGUUUUGAGGACUGGCCGGGACUAAUGGCCAUACCAGACUCUGCAUCUAGCGGCGUCGACCCCUUCUCAAUAUCAUAA